UCACUUCUGGGUUGCAAGUGACGUUUGUUACCUAUCAGCCAAUGAUGGCCCCUUUGUCCCAGAAUGCAUUGCAUCACAAACUGCACGCGCGAACUAUGUACACUGUAGUCAGGUAUUGUUGGAAACUGCGCUAUUUAAACAUCGCUGCCGCAUAAAGUGAAUCUCGGAGCUGAAGAGGCCAGUAAUGACAACAAGCAACAGCUGUUCAGUUCUUAAAGAUGUCAUUGCCUUUGUUGAUGUGUGGUCAUCAGACAAAACAGCAAACUAUUCGAAACCAUUUGUUCAGCAGCUGCAGGAAAUGGGAGCUCAGGUAUCAAAAACAUUCAAUAAACAAGUCACACAUGUAGUCUUCAAUAAUGGUCAUCCAGCUACAUGGAGGAAAGCCAAGAAAAGUGGUGUGAGGCUUGUCUCUGUUCUCUGGGUAGGCAGAUGUUACGAUGACGGUGUGCAUGUGGAUGAGGAGUUGUAUCCAGCCUUAAAUGAUGAAAGCAAUCCUGUGUUGAAGAACAAGAAACAUCGUUGCAUGCAGCCAAAAGAUUCUCCAGAGAGGACACCUGAAAACGACAGACGCAUGAGGAAAAAAUUAGACAAGAUGAUGAAAGACCUAGCUCCAAAACCACCUCUGGUUACAGAUGUGUCACCCAUCAUUAUUGAUGAAGAGAAUGGAAUAGUCUAUAGUCCUGCUUUGAAAAGAUCAGAUUAUAUGGCACAGCGUUUGAAAGACAUGAAAGAGAAACGGGAAAACCUCUCACCCACAGCUUCACAAAUGGUUGAAUCCUGCUCAGCCACCGGGAUAAAGCCUUCUCUUGGGAGCACACCGACUGUCUUCAAAUUUAUGUAUGACCAGUCGGAUGAUGAUUCCAGUGCUUCUGUUGCUGAACCUGGUUACUCACCUGAUAAGGAAGAAGGCAGAACACAAGUUGAUGUUACUGACCAUGACCGUCAUGAACAAUGCCACAGGAAAGGCUCUGAAAAGCCCUGGCUGUCACCCUGCCAUGAUGUACCAAAACGAAUUUCAAGUCCUUUGAAAUGUCCUGACUUCAAGGACAACGAAGAUGAAGAUGGGAAUAGACAAAAAAAGUCAAGGACCUCAGUCAGAAAAAUGCCAGCAGAGAAACACAAAUCUGUAGGUUCAUUAGAAAGUCCUUGCCAGGAUAGGACACCUGACAACAGCAAGAACUUUCACAAAGAAAAAAGGCGAUCUCAGAUAAAAUCAUCUAGCCCAUCACCUAACAGAUCUGAAAAGGGAAAGCAAAAAAUUAAAGCAGCUAAAGCCUUUACAGAGACUAAAACCCAUUUUUUCCCUGACGCUGUGAACUCUUCUAGUUGCCUCUCAUCACCAGCCAAGUUAGGUGAUGCUGCAGUUGAACUGUCAAAAGAAACUGCUACUCCAUUACUGAAAAUACCCAAACGAGCCAGACCGUCACUUUCUGCCUUGGUACGAUCUUUCACUCUAUCCGGUGACACUAAAAGUGUUGCCUCUUGUUCCACUGAUGGAGGAGAUGAUGUGUUCGAGGACUAUUUCUCCCCAGCUAACCGCCACCAGAGAUCAAAAAGACCUGUUUUGCCUAAUCUACAUGUGGAGAGAGACCUUCAGAUUCCUUUUGAGUUGGGCUCUAUCCCAAAGAAGAUAAAACAAAGAAGAAGUGAAAGCAUUGGAUCUGAAAGUAACAGUAAAAAGAAGAGGAAAUUUGAAGAAAGUCAGAGAGGCAAAAAUCGAAAUCAGCAGUUUGAUGCAAGCAGUGAGCCCCAAAGUCAUCCACAACCGGAUUUUAAAGAAUCUCUGCCUGCACUGGAUAGUCCAAGUGCGAAUGUAACACAUGCAGCUAAAAAGCAAAGACAAAGCACCUUGCCCUUUACAAGCACCAGUACAACUACAAGUGAUGCAGUGAAACAAAGAAGAGCAUCUACAUCAGUGGAACCAACAAUGUUAACAGAGGCUAACACAGUAUCGGAGCUGCAGAAAAACUCUGAUGUCAAUGACCUUUCUCGUACCUUGGAAAGUAGAGGAAAUGAAUGUACAGUUGCAGCUGGUUUAACAGAGAUCCCCUCUGAAGGCGAAGAAAAUCCCAAUAAUCAAGUCAGCUUGAGUCUUCAGAAAAUGGUCAACAAAACAAAGGCUAUGAGAACAUUAGUCAUGACAAGCAUGCCCACUGAGAAGCAGCACAUGGUGGGUCAGGUGGUCAAAGCACUGGGUGGUUUUUCAAUCGUUGACCGAGUUUGUGAGAGCACAACUCAUGUGGUGUCUGGGGGUCAACGGCGGACUCUCAAUAUUCUGUUGGGCAUAGCUCGUGGCUGCUGGAUCCUCUCUUUUGAAUGGAUUCUCUGGUGUUUGGAGCAAAGGCAGUGGAUUCCAGAGGAACCAUAUGAGCUUUCAGACCAAUUUCCUGCAGCACAGUUUCUCUUCCCAGAUCUGUCGUCUCCAGAGGCACCUGUCUGCCGGGGAGCACCAACAGGACCUGUUCCAAAGCCAGCCAGCCAUGUUUGUGUCCCAGCACUCCCAGCCGCCCACUCAGAGUCUGGUGGAGCUGAUCCAGCUCUGUGGAGGAACAGUCUGCAAAACUGUGCGGCAGGCGGGUAUCUGCAUAGGGAAGUACAGUGGCAGGAGACCAGAGGGAAGCAGGAUCCUGUCUGAGCAGUGGGUGCUGGAUAGUAUCACAUAUUUGAAGCAGCUGUCAUAUGAUAACUACGACUUGGAGUGAAAGCUGUAGAAAAUCAUUAUUUUUUUGGCUGUGAAGUUAAGUUUUAUUAAUUUUAUGCUGGACAGUCACAUAACCUCAGUUUCUACCUUACAGUGUUCCUCUUGUGCAGGUUUAUCAUCUUGCUUUGCAAAUGUGUUCAGAGGCUUUACAUAAAUCCUCUCAAAUAUUCUGUGUUCGAAGCACUCAAGUCCCUGGUUACCAUGGAAACCUGUUACUUCUCAGGACUAUCAACCAUUCAACAAUGGUCUAAGUUACUUAAACUGCUUUGACAUAGUGUAUGUCGAUCCUUUAUUAUUUGCAUUAUUUUUCAUAAAGUAGUAACCACUACUGCGUACCUGUUUUUCACAACAAGACAUGAGAUUGAGACAGUUUUGUUUUUCAUUUAUAACAAUGUGAUUUUAAAAAUACUUGCUGAGCCAGUUCUACACUCUAAUGAAGCUUAACAUACAGUAUCCUUAUAGAAAUGUUUUGUGAUGUCAUUGUUAAUAAAUACUUCUUAAAAAUGGGAUCUUUGGAUUUAUUGUUUUCUGUCAAAUGAAGAGUUGUUUAAGGUCACUUCAACAAUUAAACCAAAACUUGUAUCACUUUUUUUGUGUGAUGUAAUUUUCAGUUAGGUAGGUUUUAUUGAAAUUUAAUCGUUAUGAGAUUAAUUUAACUGUCUGCAUUUUUUGCACAAUCAUGGUAUAAUGAAUGUAGCACCCUUUUGAGAAUAACGACUUGAUUUGUGACAAAACACAGUGGUGUGAUGCAUCAAUCUGUCAAAAGUGUUCACUCAGCAGUGACACAGGGUGACAGACGACAAAUGAACAAGCUGAUGUAUCACAGCUUGUACUCACACUUGUCAGUCAUGUUUAGGCAACAGCGAAGGAAAGUAACAAAUUUACUCAAAUACUAUUAAUAAUAAUAACUUUAUUUAUGUAGCACCUUUCAAAAACAAGGUAACAAAGUACUUUACAAAAAAAACAUAAUGAAAGCAAAUAAGAUCCAUUAUUAAUACUCAGCUGCACUAGAAUCUUAAAGAGUUUCCCCUUCGGGGAUCAAUAAAGUAUUUCUGAUUCUGA
Messenger RNA from Siniperca chuatsi (mandarin fish), 3763 nucleotides. RefSeq names its product microcephalin 1 (gene mcph1). The transcript is spliced from 15 exons. Gene Ontology annotation, biological process: mitotic cell cycle. The record is from RefSeq and is a predicted model, not a curated record. NCBI's taxonomy places the organism in Eukaryota, Metazoa, Chordata, Actinopteri, Centrarchiformes, Sinipercidae. The coding region runs from base 185 to 2635 and encodes 816 amino acids.